This is a messenger RNA of Ilex paraguariensis (yerba mate), 269 nucleotides long. The record is from the annotation of a GenBank genome assembly. Lineage: Eukaryota; Viridiplantae; Streptophyta; Magnoliopsida; Aquifoliales; Aquifoliaceae.
AUGGAGAACGGAUCGCCGAGAUGGGGUUUUCGAGGGAACGACGAGUUGAACAUGGCCUCGGAGAUCACAAUCAGAGGUAUGCUCAACUUGUUGAUGAGAAAUCUCAACGAAGCAGACCACAGAACCACCAUUCCUCUCGGCCACGGCGACCCCUCGGUGUUUCCGUGCUUCCGAACCACUUCCGUAGCCGAAGACGCUAUCGCCGACGCCCUCCGGUCGGGGAAGUUCAACGGUUAUUCUUCUACUGUCGGUAUUCUUCCGGCGAGGAG